Messenger RNA from Hibiscus syriacus, 744 nucleotides. RefSeq lists its product as uncharacterized. Bases 1 to 744 code for a protein of 247 amino acids. The transcript is spliced from 2 exons. NCBI's taxonomy places the organism in Eukaryota, Viridiplantae, Streptophyta, Magnoliopsida, Malvales, Malvaceae. The record is from RefSeq and is a predicted model, not a curated record.
AUGAAUGAGUUACAAAAUCUGAUAGAGAUGAUGCCGGUAAACGAGGUUCCGAAUCCCGAAAAACCCAAAUCUAGAACAUACUGCGAUGAUGAAACGCCAGUUAACGACCUACUUACGAAGAUCGGAGCUGAUGAAGAGAGCAAUGUGAAGUUUGCAGACUUCAGUGGCCUAGAUGGGGAUCGCUUAAAACUGGGAAAAUAUAGUUACCCACACUCUCUGAUCCCCACCCUCGAGAGAAUCAUCGAUGCUUACGGCGAUAUUUCCGUGGCAAGUAAGAUGAACCCGAUCAUUACCGAGACGGUGUACAUUUUGUUUUGUGCUUGUGUCAAAGAGAUGAAUGAUUUGCGAAUCGAGGAAGUCACCGAGCAUAUAAUAUUGAAGUGGAGGGAUGCGAUCAAAGAUGCUUUACGUAUCAAUUUUGAAGUCGAUUUCGCAUUAGAACAUUUGAAGAAAAUUGCCCGAGCUUACAUCGGUCAAAUGGAACGCCGAAAGGUGAAGGAUUUGAUUAUGAAGAUCUCAAUGUUGGAGGAUGACUUGAGCUCUAAGAAACAAGAGCUUGCAAAGAUUUAUAAACAAUCCAAGGUUUACAUUGAUGUUGCUGAUGAUUUUAAUGGCAAGUUUGUCGGUUCGGGUAUGUUUCAGAGCCUUGAUACAACAAGCCGUGAUGCAUCUACAGAACCCUUGGGAGGAGUAUCAAAGGUAGUCGCAACAGAACGUACUCCGCGGUGGUCUUGGUAUUACUAG